UGGCUGUCCUGAAUGCCUCGGUCCCCUAGCAAUUGAGGAUGCGAGCAGCUACUGAAAAAACAACUUUUCCCCGACCAUCUCUUCCCCUGGAACUCCAUUCGUAAGGUGCGGAGGAUACUCUUGCAUCUUACCAGCCUCUAAAUAUCCCUUCCAUCCAGGUUAAAUCCCUCUAAUUCGCCUAUUUAAAGUAGUUUCGCGAAGUAGCCCUCGGUGUCGCUGUCUGUCCUGAGCGAGGUUGAGACAGCCAGCACAUCCAAAUGGCCGAACCGAGAAAAGUACAAUUUGUCACCCUAUCGGCCUUUGCCGCUGGUCCAGCCACUGAAUCUAGGAAACGCCGGUUGGACGACGAGGCCGACAAAAACUUUGAUGGAGAUCAAGGGAUUGGCAAGUCCACGACCGGGGCAGGAGGAGAUGGUGGAUUGUUCGGCAAAACUGGCGACAGAGACGGCGUUGAACCCAACAGAGCAACCGUGCGAUUAAACCUUUCUCUCUCCGAGCCAAACGACCAGUCGUCGGCCGAGUUCAAUUACAGCGAACUCAUUCAAUCCCUUCAGAAGAAGACACAGAAACCCAAACCCAUACCCACACCCACACCCACCCAACCCGCUCUUGACCCAAAUGACCCCUUCAACGAUGACGAGAGGGAGCGCCAGCAGGUGGAGGCUUUAGCCAAGAAGUUUGAGAAUAAAUAUGGCAAUAGUGGUAAAAAGAAAAGGAAGGACCGCAUGCAGGACCUGAUAGACAUUGGGUUUGGAUAUGACGAGAGUGACCCUUUCAUUGAUAACUCGGAGGCAUACGAUGAGCUGGUUCCAGCGUCGUUAACCACCAAACUCGGUGGCUUCUACAUCAACACGGGUACAUUGCAGUUUCGCCCCGCCUCUGAGUCGGAGGGUGAGGAUGAAGGCAAGGUGGCCACACCAGGGGGUGGCGAAGUUCAGAUGAUCAAGAAGCGGAAGCGGAAAGAGGGGACAAUUUUGGAGGAGAAGAAACCCAGAAAGAUCAGAGUGCCUAAACAAGGUGUGGCUGGAUUGAACCUCCACCGGCCAGAGAAGAAGAAGAGGAAGAAGCUGAUGAAGGACUCUCUGUACCUGGCGGCCAUGCUGCGGCGCUUCACCCGCGAGAAGGAGGAGCUGCGGCACAAGAGCCCGGCCGCCGCGCACCACCUGGGCCUGGCCAGCGCCCCGCACGCCAACCACAUGCUCCACAACUCCGGCCUGUUGCCCGGCAACAGCCUGGCCGCCGCCGCCGCCGGCAGCGCCGACAUCUCCCUCGCCGACCUGACCGCCGACCCGGCCAUGAUGUCGCUGCUGAGCUCGGCCAACGAGAGCGAGCUGCAGGACCUCCUGGGCGACCUGGACUUCAGCCUGCUGGACCCGGGCCCCCUGACGGCCAGCCCCGCGCGGGAGAACGGGCUCAUGGGCGUGGGCGUGUCUCCGGGGCAGAAGGCGGGGCAGGGCAGAGGGCAAGUGGGGCUGGGGGUCGGGGCCGGGCUCCUGUCCCCUCCUCCGCUGCCCGCCGGGCUGCCUCCGCCGCUCACCAAACGCAUUGAGGACCUACGGACGGCCUCACGGCAGUUUGACCAAGAGGGGAGGAAGAAGUUUUUUACCUUGGAUAUGAACAAUAUUUUGCUUGAUAUUGAGCUGCAGGUCCAGGAGCAGCCGGCGGAGGUGCGCUCAGCCAUCUACUCCCACAUGGAGGCGUUCGUGCCCUGCAACAAGGAGGCCCUCCUCAAACGCCUCAAGAAGCUCAGCCUCAACAUCCAGGACGACCGUCUGCGCACGCCCCUGUUGAAGCUGAAGCUGGCCGUCUGCAGCGUCAUGCCGGAACAGAUUGCAAGAUACAACAUGGACUGUGUGGCCAAGGCUGCUGCCAAGCAGCAGUCUGAGGAGGGAGAGAAGAAUGGUUCUGAGGAGGAGGAUGAGGAGAAGCCUGGGAAGAGGGUGAUGGGACCACGAAAGAAGUUCAUCUGGGACGACAAACUCAGGUCUCUGCUGUGUAACCUGGUGCGGGUCAAGUUGAGCUGUUAUGAGCAGGAGCCGCAGGCGCCCCUGUCUGUGGAGGACUACCUCAAGGCCUUCAUGGAGAACGAGGUCAAACCGCUCUGGCCCAAGGGCUGGAUGCAGGCCAGGAUGCUGUUCAAGGAGAGCAGGAUUGUGCACGGCCACCUUACUGGACUGGGCAAGAAAAGGGUGGUUCCAGGUCCCAAAGCCAUUAAAGCCAAGGAGGGCGUCUGGAUCCCGAGGCCCGGCCCGGUCGGCGUGAGCCCCUCUCCCUCCACGCCGGUGAUCGUCCGCCGGCCGCCCACCUCCCCCUCGGAGCCCAUCUGCCUCUCCGACUCGCUGGACGAAGACCUGGCCACCAACUCGCUGGACUCCAUCUCGCACGCCCUGGCGCUGCUGAGCAACGCGGCCAAAGGCCUGACCCAGACCAACGGGCCGCCCGUCUCCUCCUCCUCCAUGGCGCCCGGCGUCCUGUCGCUGGCCCACUUCGCCUCGCCCCUGUCACAUUCCCUGCCGGCGCCGCUGGAGAGCCCCGUCAUGUCCCUGGCCAACAUGAGCACGCUAACUACCUCUCCCUCGCUGGCGUCCUCCCCGGCGCUCUCCCGCCCGCUGACCCUCGCCUCGUCCCCCUCCGGCGCGUCCCGGGCCGAGGUGUACGGCCUGCUGAAGGACGCCGGGGCGCUGCCGCCGGCCCAGAGACACUCCAUGACGGCCGCGCACCGCCUCAACUCCCCCUCCCCCCCCAAGCCGCGCCCGCCGCCCACCGCCUCCCCGCUGCUGCCCCCCCAGCAGAAGUCCUUCUGCCCCCCGGGGAUGAAGGCCGGCCAGGCCACGCCGCCGCCCGCCCUGCCCAAGAGCUCCGCGGGGAAGGCCGGCGCUGGAGGCUCUCAGCAGGCCCGCAUCAACUCGCACCUCUCGCAGCUCAACGCCAAGAGCCCCCAGCAGCCCCAGCGGCUGCCCGGCUCGCCCUCCCCCGUGCCCUCCUCGCCCGCCUCCUCUCACCCGCAGCCCAAGGCCGCGCACGCCCACCCCCAGUCCAACUUCAUCACCCCCAUGCAGGCCACGCUGACCAAGUCCUCCCACAGCAGCAGCUCGCCCAUCAUCAAGUUGACCCCGCGACCCCCCGCCCCGACCCCUCCCCCGGCCUCCUCCCCGUCGCCCUCUUCCUCCUCCUCUUCCUCCUCGCCCUCUCUCGCCCACUCCCGGCCUCAGAUGCUGGCCAACUCCCACCAGUACAGUGCCAAGGGCGCAGGUUUCCGACCCCCGUUCACAGCACAGGGAGGCUCGUCCGUCAAGCCCGGCCAGGGGAUCUACAGUUUUGCGGGCGGCCAGAAGGCCUCCACCCCUCUGAGUGGAGGGGGAGGAAACGCUAACCCCAGCCCCAUAGGCACGCCCCCUUCCAGCAGUCAGCAGGACAACAGCCCCUCCCCCUCUGGGAUCUCCACCAAUCACGGACAGAGGCAGAGGUCCGUGGGAGGUUCUGGUCAGAGUGCCAAAGCUGUGGCCAGUCGGAUGCCAGCCUCCACUCUGGCCUCAACGCUGGCGUCCACACUGGCCUCAACGAUGCCCUCGUCAGUCGUCACUUCACACCUGUCACAGAUCUCCACAGCGGCGGGCACCAACCUGCUGGGCCCCUCUCUGCCCCUGGGCUUCGGCAUGCUCGGGGGCCUGGUGCCCGUCUCCCUGCCCUUCCAGUUCCCCCCGCUGCUCAACUUCAGCCCGCCCGGUGCCCCCGGCAGCAUGGGCACCUCCGCUGGCGCCAACUCAGGAUACACCCUGGCACAGAAUACAAACCAAAGCCAGGGUGGAGACGUGAAGAGGAAGAGCCACUGAGCGGCCGCCCGGCACUCUGAGCACCACUGAAGCCACAUCAUCAGCGCUGACUGACCCUGCAGUGGGACACUGCAAAAGGAUACAAUUUGUUUCUUUCUCCUUCUUGAUGGACCUAACGCAUUAAUGACCCUCAUUCUAAUUAUUGUCAUUAUAUUGAUUACUGUUUUGGAAUGUUAGGAAGGGUGACUGCGUUUUUUGUUUUUAUUUGAUUUGAUUUUUUUUGUCAACAUGUUUACAUGACAGACCUUUAUCACUGUGGAGAGAGAGGGGGAGUGUAGGAGAAGAGAAGCUAUAUAAUUUAAUUAGUAUUUAAGUCAGUGUUGGCCGACUUUCCUGUGUAAAGAGUUGUUGAAUAGGACUUCUAUCUCUGUUUUUGAUUUUAAUUUGUAGAGAAAACGACUCCCUCUCUCCGUCUGUGGGGUGGUAGUCCUCUGUUCUGUUGCCCUUUCCUACAAACAGACUGUUAAUACAGUAGCUAUUAAUAUGGAUAAAUUAUUUAUCAUUUUCUCACAGGGACAUAAAAUUAUGAUGUGUGUGAGUGGGUUAAUAUGGGUGUAUGUAUAUAAAUAUACAUAUAUAUAUAUAAAUAUAAUAUGCUCUAUUUUCUUUCCAGGUCAGUAUGGUGUGUGUGUGUGUGUGUGUGUGUGUGUGUGUGUGCGUGCUCAUAUCCCCCUUUCUUACACAGUGUCUUUGGUGCUGUACAUUACACUGGACCUUGAAAUGGAAAAAAAGAAACUUGAAACGGUGAAAUGGCUCUUUUUUGAUGAUAAACUGAGCAAGACGCAUCUGUGGGAAGUGUGUGUGUGUGUGUGUGUGUGUGUAUGUGUGUGUGUGUGUGUGUGUGUGUGUGUGUGCGCGUGUGUAUGUGUGUCACAGGUGGAGAGAUUGUCUUUAGUCUACUUGAACUUUUAUUUCUGAAAUAUUUCAUUGCUUAUCAAUACAAAUCUCCAAUACUCAAUACAACUGAUCGCCUUAGUUUGUAUGUUUGAACUAUGCAGGACUAUUUCUGGCUCAUGCACAAGCACAGCCUCACACGCCUCAGCUACUGCGCUCAGCUCCUCCUCUCCUCUCCGCUCCGCUCCGCUGGUGGCGGCGACCGGAGGACCGCUCGGUUUCUUUUCUGUGCAGGGCGUCUGUCUCUCAGACUUGUACGUGUAUCUCUCAGCUUCCGCUGACAUACCUCUUGUGGAAAACUCAGUUCUUCCUGCAUUUAAGCUACUCAUCCUCCUCAUGUACCGAUUACUUCCUCUAGCAUCACUCACUCCUGUGGGGUUCUGACCGAUUGAAUGAACAGUGGCGCCAAAGAAAAGUUGGAGGAUGGAUCUCUGUCAGCUCACGAGUUGACAAACAAAAAAAAAUAUUGUGUGUGUGUGCGUGCGCAAGUCUGUGUAUGUGUGUUCAUUUGAUCAUAGUCUUGAAAAAGAUGUACUUAAGUGUUUUUCUCAGUGGUCUGUCUGGAUGUUGUGAAAGGAUUUUUUUUUUCUAAAAAGCCACAUAGGUUGAGAACACUUGGGAGUCACAUUCUGACAAUAUUACAUUUCACUGUCUUUGACUCCCUUAUUUUUAUCUUUUUAUUUUGUAGAUUAUUUUUGUGUGUUGAUUCUAAAAUAAAAAUAUGCUGUCA
This is a messenger RNA of Sardina pilchardus (European sardine), 5457 nucleotides long. RefSeq names its product ubinuclein 2a (gene ubn2a). Gene Ontology annotation, biological process: chromatin organization. Bases 258 to 3833 code for a protein of 1191 amino acids. Gene Ontology annotation, cellular component: nucleus. The transcript is spliced from 17 exons. Lineage: Eukaryota; Metazoa; Chordata; Actinopteri; Clupeiformes; Clupeidae. The record is from RefSeq and is a predicted model, not a curated record.